AUGGCGACCAAGAAGGCGGGCUCGCGGCUGGAGACGGAGAUCGAGCGCUGCCGCUCCGAGUGCCAGUGGGAGCGGAUCCCUGAGCUCUGCAAGCAGCUGUCGGCCAAGCUUAUCGCCAACGAUGAUAUGGCUGAGCUGCUCCUUGGGGAAUCCAAACUCGAACAGUUCCUGAAAGAUAACCCAUUUAAACAGGGGACCAGCCCUCGAGGUCCCAGGCCAAAGCUGACAGAGGUUCGGAAACACCUGACUGCUGCACUAGACCGAGGGAACCUCAAGUCAGAAUUCUUACAAGAAUCCAAUUUGAUCAUGGCCAAGUUGAACUACGUGGAAGGGGAUUACAAAGAAGCGCUCAACAUUUAUGAUAGGGUGGGCCUGGAUGACUUGGCACUGACGGGAGCUCCACCUUACAGGUUGCGACUGAUUGCUGAAGCAUUUUCUACCAAAGGUCUUUGUUUAGAGAAGUUGCCAAUUUCCUCUUCUGCUAGUAAUCUUCAUGUAGACCGGGAGCAAGAUAUCAUUACCUGCUAUGAGAAGGCAGGGGACAUUGCCCUCCUUUACCUCCAGGAGAUAGAAAGGGUACUUAUUACCAAUAUUCAAAAUAGAAGUCCUAAGCCUGGCCCUACACUCCAUGAUCAAGAACUAGGUUUUUUCCUAGAAACAGGACUACAGAGAGCCCAUGUCCUUUACUUCAAAAAUGGGAACUUGACGAGAGGAGUCGGUAGAUUUAGAGAGAUUCUAAGAGCUGUUGAAACAAGAACCACACAAAACCUGCGAAUGACGAUAGCCAGGCAGUUAGCAGAAAUUUUGUUAAGGGGUAUGUGUGAACAGAGCUACUGGAAUCCUCUGGAGGAUGCUCCAUACCAGUCACCUCUUGAUGAUCCCCUCAGGAAAGGAGCCAAUAUGAAAAACUACUCUCUCCACCGAAGAGCCCGAGUGUACACAGGAGAAAACAUUUUUUGCCCCCAGGAGAAUACUGAGGAAGCCCUAUUGUUGUUGCUGAUCAGUGAAUCGAUGGCAAACCGAGAUGCUGUAUUGAGCAGGAUACCAGAACACAAAAGUGACCGCAUCAUCAGCUUACAAAGUGCAUCCGUAGUCUAUGAUCUAUUAACUAUUGCUUUGGGAAGAAGAGGCCAAUAUGAAAUGCUGUCAGAGUGUUUAGAAAGAGCUAUGAAGUUUGCAUUUGAGGAGUUCCACCUCUGGUACCAGUUUGCGUUGUCAUUGAUGGCUGCAGGAAAAUCUGCUCGUGCUGUAAAGGUUCUGAAAGAAUGUAUCCGUCUGAAACCUGAUGAUGCUACCAUUCCUCUCCUGGCUGCAAAGUUGUGUAUGGGUUCCCUCCAUUGGUUGGAAGAAGCUGAAAAUUUUGCCAAAAAUGUAGUUGACAUGGGAGAGAAAACAUCAGAAUUCAAAGCCAAAGGUUACUUAGCUUUGGGACUCACUUACAGUCUGCAGGCCACUGAUGCUUCAUUGCGAGGGAUGCAAGAGGUCCUGCAGAGAAAGGCUCUUCUUGCUUUUCAGAGGGCCCACAGUUUGUCACCUACGGACCACCUAGCAGCUUUUUAUCUGGCUCUGCAGCUGGCCAUAUCCAGACAGAUACCAGAAGCAUUGGGCUACGUUCGCCAAGCUCUUCAACUCCAAGGGGAUGACGCCAACUCUUUGCAUCUCCUUGCACUCUUAUUGUCAGCUCAGAAACAUUACCAUGAUGCUCUCAACAUCAUUGACAUGGCCUUGAGUGAAUAUCCAGAAAACUUUAUAUUGCUGUUUUCUAAAGUAAAGUUGGAGUCACUCUGUCGAGGCCCGGAUGAGGCCCUCCUUACCUGCAAGCACAUGUUACAAAUAUGGAAAUCCUGCUACAACCUCACUAAUCCCAGUGAUUCUGGACGUGGGAGCAGUCUCUUAGAUAGAACCAUUGCUGACAGACGACAGCUUAAUACAAUCACUUUACCAGACUUCAGCGAUCCUGAGACAGGUUCGAUUCAUGCCACCUCCAUAGCAGCCUCCAGAGUGGAACAGGCCCUUUCAGAAGUAGCUUCGUCUUUGCAGAGUAGUGCCCCUAAGCAAGGGCCCUUACACCCUUGGAUGACGCUGGCCCAGAUUUGGCUCCAUGCAGCUGAAGUCUACAUUGGAAUUGGCAAGCCUGCAGAAGCAACAGCCUGUACCCAGGAAGCGGCUAACCUCUUUCCAAUGUCUCACAAUGUCCUCUACAUGCGAGGCCAAGUCUCCGAACUCCGAGGAAACAUUGAUGAAGCCAGACGUUGGUAUGAAGAAGCCUUAUCCAUCAGUCCCACUCAUGUGAAGAGCAUGCAGAGAUUGGCUCUUAUCCUUCACCAGCUAGGCCGAUACAGUUUAGCAGAGAAGAUUCUCCGUGAUGCAGUCCAGGUGAACUCGACAGCCCAUGAGGUCUGGAAUGGCCUUGGCGAGGUCCUCCAAGCUCAGGGCAAUGAUACUGCUGCUACUGAGUGCUUCCUGACUGCGCUGGAGCUGGAGGCCAGCAGCCCCAUUGUCCCAUUUACCAUCAUUCCCCGAGUGCUCUGAGUGGGGUUUGGCCUACCGCAACGUCUGGAGGUGAGGCCAAGGACACACUUAACAGACGCCAGUGUAACCACACUAUGUGGUUGGGGGUAGGAGGGAACCUCAGUCCCUGAGGAGAUUGGGGUUAACAGAACGGAAGGGGAAAACACUUGAUAGUUUUUGCCAGGGGGAGGAAUUUAAUGAAUCACUGAGGCUGUAGACAAAUGUUAGAUCAACCAAGACGACAAACCAAACUAAAAUCAUGCUCAAUUCAUGUGUUUUUUUGGGGUUUUUUUGUUGUUGUUUUUGCCUCAUAGUAGUUUUCAAUUCUAAUGAUGUUGUUCAAAAUGGAUUAUGUGCCAUAUUUUGUUAGAUGACAUCUGAGUGCUGUAUAAAAUGAUUACGGAAUCAAUCAGCAAAUGUAGAAUAAGAUAUUCAAAGUGAAAAUUCAGUGGCAGAACAGAUUAUUUUUAGCAAACCUGUCAUGAAAACUGUUCCCUCUUUCCCACUAUUACCCUGACUCCUACCCUUGGCCCAGAAACCAAAUGUGACAUUUCUGCUUCCUGUCUCAGUACUAGUCAAAGCCAGAAGACCGGCUGAUGAGUUCUUGGUUUUGUUGUCAAUAAUUAUAAUGCGUGGCUGAUAAUUGUCUUUAUUUAGAACAAAGCCUGAGUCCAAGAAUAUUUAUAUUUUACCAAUAUAUGCCUGUUACCAGAGAAGGAAAUAUGAGUUAUUUAAGUUUAACUUUUUUAUGUGAAUUCAGAGUUUAUUUAUCAAUGGAAAUAUGUAAAAAGAAAAAAAAGAAGCUUCAAAUGGAAUAUUUACCAACAUUCCUUAUACAUUACCUACACUUGGCUAAAUGGAAAGAUGAUGUUAAUAAUAAAAUGAUUUUUAAAUGGA
Molecule: messenger RNA, 3408 nt
Organism: Vombatus ursinus (common wombat)
Lineage: Eukaryota; Metazoa; Chordata; Mammalia; Diprotodontia; Vombatidae
Gene: TTC7B
Product: tetratricopeptide repeat domain 7B
Exons: 20
Coding region: 1-2532 (843 amino acids)
Biological process (GO): phosphatidylinositol phosphate biosynthetic process; protein localization to plasma membrane
Cellular component (GO): plasma membrane
Molecular function (GO): protein binding
Source: RefSeq, a predicted model, not a curated record